This is a messenger RNA of Fonsecaea erecta, 639 nucleotides long. RefSeq lists its product as hypothetical. Bases 1 to 639 code for a protein of 212 amino acids. The record is from RefSeq and is a predicted model, not a curated record. Lineage: Eukaryota; Fungi; Ascomycota; Eurotiomycetes; Chaetothyriales; Herpotrichiellaceae. The transcript has a single exon.
AUGGCUUUCAUGCAAACAACCUUCAAAUCCGGCUGGAUCACCGACCUGCUCCUGCCGCCGGCGCCGGAGGGCAAGACGCCGCAAGACGUGCUGGAUGCCGGCUACGAGCUCGCACUCAAGAUGUGCUCGGACCCGGUGCUGAUGGCGCGGCUCAACCCGUUGAUCACGAACGUGGUGACCAUCCCGGCUUCAGACCCGAAAGCCGUCGACCACCGGGCUCUCUCGCGGGACUUCGGUGUGGAGCUGGAGGCCGAGUACGCGCUCGAGGAGUUCCAGCACUAUGCCAUCACGGACAAACUCAACCUGCUGCCGGGGUACAGCACCGACCUGACGUACUACAGCGCGAUCCGGCGCACCCAGGACGGCAUGGAGGCGCUGACCAACCCGGGGUCCGGGGUCAGCAUCUACGGGCGGUUCAGCGUGCGGGUCGCCGAGAGCCGCGACGUCAAGGCCCUCGACGCCAGCGACGGCAAGGGCUGGGUGAUCAACCUCUACGAGACCAACGAGCUGCGCUGCAACGUCAUGCUCAGCUACUAUAUCCGCGCCACCACCGACAAGUCGCACCGCCAGGCCCAUGGCCGCUUCAAGGAGAUGUGGUACAAGGGCAUGAAGGAGAUGGGCUAUUCGGCCAUGUCGUGA